Molecule: messenger RNA, 1611 nt
Organism: Durusdinium trenchii
Lineage: Eukaryota; Dinophyceae; Suessiales; Symbiodiniaceae
Source: the annotation of a GenBank genome assembly
AUGCUGAAUGCUGUGAAUAUUGAGGCCAAGCAAGCGCUUGCACUCAACCAGAGCAUCACCCGAGAGUCAUCGUUGUCCCAGGUUCUGCAAAUUGUCUUUGACAGCUUGAAGGAUGCCAUGCCACAAUCGUGGGUUGCUUUGGCUGCAGAUGUGAGCGAAAUGCUGGUUGUCCGACUCGGGCUCGUGCCAGAGGCUGAAAAGCUCUUCUUGAGCCGCAAGGACUUGCUGGAGAGAUUCAUUUCGCUCAGGCCGCAGUACGCGCUGACAAUGCUCCGCGACCUUGGCAAGUUGAACAAGACUACCUUUGGACCAAGCGUGAACUUACUUGUCAGCUCACUCCAGGUUGACAUCACGAAUUCCAUGAAGCUGGCAGCCUCAAAGGGGAAAACCGACGCAACGGCUGCUGCGGCUGCAGACCAAGCAGCUUCAGCUUGCGCUAUCCCAAAACCGCACAAGGUUGCAUUGUUGAUUCCAGGGUUCGACGCUUUGCAAAGUCCUGAAACAUGGUCGAGGAACUGGGCAAGCCUGUUGAAUUCCAAGACACAAGAAGGCGCCUACAGCUUUCUCAAAACAUUUGUCAAGAAUGCUGGCUCCAGUGCGCAUUUGCCAGAAGAAGAUAACGAUGCUGAGGAUGAGGAUCUGGCCGAUGGCGGCGGCGAGGCAACGGCCGCAAAGUCCGCAAAGAGAAAGGCCAAGAACCAGGUCCCGUCAAGCAUGACAUUGAGCAAAUUGGGACUAUGCGGAAUGGCACUAGUUGAGGAAUCCGCAGACUACAAAUCGCUAUUCAGUACCGGUGUGGGUCAGCUUGAGGCUGGCCAUGUCAGUGCCCUUGAUAUCAAGUUGCUCGAGAAGCAAAUGGAGCUCUUGCUCUGGGACAGGGGUUCUGGGAUUGGGCGAUGGGGUUUGCUGGGCAAGUUGGAUUCAUCCGCUGAACGCAUCAAGUGGAACUUUGGUGAUGCUGAUGAGGAGUCCAAAGCUUUUUCCAGCGGCAAUGCUCAGCAAGUGGCCAAGGUGGCAAAGAAGGUCCAAAGCCAACGGCUUAUGCUGCAGGUGAAAGACCUUAAGAACAAUGAGGCCUUGCAAAGGAGUCUGGAAUUCCCAUUUCUGGGUUCUGUGAGCACUGUUCGGACGGCGCACUCCAUUCCUCUUUGCAAGGUGUUUGACGUUCCCUUUUUCAUGAAUGCGCCGCCAAACCCGAGUCCGACAAGUCCAGUUGUGAUUCCUGCUUGGCUCGUGGGAACAACCAACAAAAAGGAUAAAGCUACCUUGGUCGAGAACCAAGUCGUGUGUCAGCUCGCUACUCGACGUUGCAUUUUGCUAACUCCAAACAAUCUCGCAGUGACAACGGCUAUCGCUGAAUCAGAUGAUGAACUCCCCAUGGUCAAGUACAUUCCAACAAAGAAGGAAAGGAGCAUACAGGCCUUUGAGGAAACUUGUUCGGGUGCUGAUACACCGUUCGAAUUUGGUUUUCCAGCUGCUUUGACCGAGAGGCGCACGGCCAUGGAAGGUGCGGGGUUGGCCACGUCUUUGCCAACUCUGACUAAAGAGCAAAAGAAAUUGGAGAAAGAAAAGAAGAAAGCUCUCACCAAUGCAAAACACUUGCUCCACUAA